GCUCUGCCCGAGAUGAUUGGCAGACCUCCUAGACCAAUAAAAACCAUGAUGGAAAAAACUCGGUAAUCAUUUAUUGGAACUCAAAGGGACUGAAAGGCGGGCUUUGUUGAUACUUUUGGCAACGUUAGCCACCAAUCAAGAAAGGAGGCGCUCUCGAAUAUGCUGAAAUAGAACCCGUUUGACCACAAUAGCCGAUGGCGGCGGCGGCGUCCGGGCUGCUAGCGGAGGCGGACGAGUUCGAAGAUGCGCCUGAUGUGGAGCCGCUGGAGCCGACGCUGAGCAACAUCAUUGAACAGCGAAGCCUGAAAUGGAUCUUCGUCGGAGGGAAGGGCGGCGUCGGCAAGACCACCUGCAGCUGCAGCUUAGCUGUGCAGCUUUCCAAAGUACGUGAGAGCGUUCUCAUCAUCUCCACUGAUCCUGCUCACAACAUUUCAGAUGCCUUCGAUCAGAAAUUUUCCAAGGUUCCCACCAAAGUAAAGGGCUAUGACAACCUUUUUGCCAUGGAGAUUGAUCCAAGCCUGGGUGUGGCUGAGCUUCCAGAUGAAUUCUUUGAAGAGGAUAACAUGCUAAGUAUGGGCAAGAAGAUGAUGCAGGAGGCAAUGAGCGCCUUUCCUGGCAUUGAUGAAGCAAUGAGCUAUGCUGAAGUGAUGAGAUUGGUGAAAGGGAUGAAUUUCUCCGUGGUGGUGUUUGACACAGCACCCACAGGGCACACAUUACGGCUACUCAAUUUUCCCACCAUUGUGGAACGGGGACUAGGUCGCCUGAUGCAGAUAAAAAACCAGAUCAGCCCCUUCAUAUCACAGAUGUGCAACAUGCUUGGCUUGGGAGACAUGAAUGCUGACCAACUUGCCUCCAAGCUGGAGGAGACUCUCCCUGUUAUCCGCUCAGUGAGCGAGCAAUUCAAAGAUCCGGAGCAAACUACGUUCAUCUGUGUCUGCAUCGCUGAGUUCCUCUCCCUGUAUGAAACAGAGCGGCUUAUCCAGGAGCUGGCCAAGUGCAAGAUUGACACCCACAACAUCAUAGUCAAUCAGUUGGUCUUCCCUGACCCAGAGAAGCCCUGCAAAAUGUGUGAGGCCCGGCACAAGAUCCAGUCCAAAUACCUUGACCAGAUGGAAGACCUCUAUGAAGAUUUCCACAUUGUAAAGUUGCCACUCCUCCCCCAUGAAGUUCGAGGUGCUGACAAAGUCAACACUUUCUCAAGUCUGCUGCUGGAGCCCUACAAGCCACCCAGUGCAAAGUGAAACCCUGUGGACUGGCUCCCAUUGAUUCCCGUGUCAACUAUUCCAUGCCUGCCCUUCCCCACCCCUUUCCUGUUGGAACUCCACCCCUUCCAGUAGCCUCGUUUACCUCUUGCAAUUGUGUGAUUGAUGGGCUUGUGGUAGGGUUGGAAGAGCAGAAAUUUGGAGUUCCCACUUGUUUCUUUCUUGAUGCUGUUACUUCAUGGGAUGUUCUAAAACCAGCCACAACACUGAAUCUUUCCCCCACACUGACCAGCUAGCUAAUUUAAACAUGGGUUAUGUUCUCUUUUGUCACUUCUGCUUUUCCUUUCAUCAUAUCUCCUGGGAUUUAGGCCUGUUUUAUUGAGGCCCGGUCAAGGGCUGUGGUGAUAGGCUAUCACUCUGGUUACACCAAGGCCAUCAAUCCUAACCGGUGGUAUGUAAAUAAACUGCAAGGGAAACUAGUUUACUGCUGUACUUCAAUCAGGCCAUAGUUUUCACUUCUGGUGGCAGAUCUCAGCAGAAUGUGGAGGACAUAUGGGAGUGCUGUCAAGUGUCCUUUGUAAUAAGGGAAGAUUAAAGCAUCUUUGCACAUCUUCUGCUUGAAAGAUUUCUUAGGGCUAGAAAGGCAUUAAGAAUGAAGAUUCUUGUCCUUGAAUUACACUUUAGCUUUUCCCAGAAGUUGACCAGAAGUGUGGAUUUUGAAUCUUCAUGAACCCUUAACUUUGCAGGACCUAUACAUGGUUUUCAAGUUCCAUAUAGCUUCAGUAAAUAUUAUAUGAGAGACCCAUGAUCAGAUCUUCAGCAAUCUAUAAUUUUAAAACAGCCAUGGUGUAACCUGAAGUGGGACAGGAGAAGUCUCCUGUAUGGAAACAGCACAGGGAGAAAAAUAUUUUCUUCCCCCAAAACUAAUAGAUGUGUUGGAGAGAAAAGAUGAGCACCUCAGUAUAGUUUUAAUUUGGUGACUAUGGAGGUUCUCAUAAAAAUCCUUCCUUCAAACCAUCAACUAUGUUGUAAUUCAGACUGUAAACUAAUACUUAAUGAACUAACAAUUCUGCAUGGUAGCUGAUGGCAGUAUCUCCUGUUAACGGUUAAGUGUGAAGAAUGUGUGAGGGAGCUAGAAGCACACUAUACAAUAAAGUAUUAUAUAUACAGCUCCCUUUCUGAUUGAAGGAAGAAACAAAUAAGAUUUACACAGGGUGUAUAUUUAUGUCAGAAUGAAUAUCUAUUGAGUAUCAAAACAAGUGAGUCUCCGGUAAUAUUUACAAACUAUGUUUUCAUGUUUUUCCUAACUUACUGUCUAGGAAAAGAUAGUCCUGCUGGCCCAAACUAGGCAGUAUGGGACAGCUGUAUGUAUUAAUUCACUUCUGCCCUGCCUGCGUAUGAGGCUGGGGUGAUUUUUUUUUCUUUUUGCAUAAAGCACAUUGGGGUGUUCAAUAUUGCCCCCUCCCCUGACACCUCACUAUCUUUUGUUGCUUGGUGCAUUUUUGCUUUCAGCCCAGUUCUGAUAUGGUGCAAGCAGGCUGAGGAGAAAAGUGCCCCAUCCACUGCUCCUUUAUGGUUGCAUAUUUCUGGAGUGAAAGGUAGUUCGGAACAGAUACGUGGGAAACCUACAACCAUUGUUCUGAAUGGAAGUGUGAAGGAAGCCACAGCUUGAAACCGGAUACGCUAAGUUUGUGACUGACAGGAAGGUUGAUAGGCUGUUUGAGCAGGAUGCUCAAGCAUCAGUUGAAUUUUUCACAAAUUAGCCGUUGAGUUUGACCUUGAAACCUUCCUUAAGAGUUUUUUUCCUGCUGAAAUGUUUCUGCAUGUGAAUCUGUCACAAGAUCAGAAAUGGUACAUUAGUCAGGCCCCCGACUGAAAGAGCUCAACAGUUAUUUAAACAUAAGAGAAUCAAUAUUUACAAAAACUGUUUGGAGCUGGGCGCAUCCCUGUUCCAGUUACAAAGAAGAGGACACAGGAGAAAUGACUUAUGAAAAGAACAUUGCACCACAUUUAAGAAGUAUAUCAUCCAGGCAGCUCUUAUUGCUGCCAACAGGAUCUCUCUAAGGCCCUCAGCCAAGGGGAAAAGUUGAACAGUAGUGGACUGGAGCCCAAGACUCUUAUGUUUCCAGGAUUCCUACCAUUAAGCAAAAGUGUAUAUCCAAUCAACAUGUUCUGCUGCAUGGACUCUUGUUCGGUGACCCAGUAGUUGACCUUCAAGAGUCAGGAGUCAGAAUGUUUUCCUAGUCUGUCACUUGCUCUUACAAGAUAUCACUACAGUAGAAAUGUGCUAUCCAAUUGUUGUUCCUGGUGUCUGUGGGACUUAAGGGUCGUGAUCCUUGUGGUGUGUUAAUUUAGGAAUCUGAUUUAUAUCUAAUUAAGUAGCCUUAAAUGCAAAUGAACCUUGUUUUUUCUAUUAGUGUGCUACUCCCCAGUUUUCCUAUUGAAGUAUUUCCUGAGAGAUUAAACCAAAGUGACUUCUGAA
This is a messenger RNA of Sphaerodactylus townsendi, 3684 nucleotides long. It is a transcript of the gene GET3, whose product is annotated as guided entry of tail-anchored proteins factor 3, ATPase. The coding region runs from base 195 to 1241 and encodes 348 amino acids. NCBI's taxonomy places the organism in Eukaryota, Metazoa, Chordata, Lepidosauria, Squamata, Sphaerodactylidae. Gene Ontology annotation, cellular component: GET complex. Gene Ontology annotation, molecular function: ATP binding; ATP hydrolysis activity. The record is from RefSeq and is a predicted model, not a curated record. The transcript is spliced from 8 exons. Gene Ontology annotation, biological process: post-translational protein targeting to endoplasmic reticulum membrane.